Galleria mellonella (greater wax moth) is the source of this 898-nucleotide messenger RNA. Its product is annotated as ornithine carbamoyltransferase, mitochondrial-like. Gene Ontology annotation, molecular function: ornithine carbamoyltransferase activity; amino acid binding. The transcript has 6 exons. NCBI's taxonomy places the organism in Eukaryota, Metazoa, Arthropoda, Insecta, Lepidoptera, Pyralidae. Bases 44 to 898 code for a protein of 284 amino acids. The record is from RefSeq and is a predicted model, not a curated record. Gene Ontology annotation, biological process: L-citrulline biosynthetic process.
AAAACCCCGGCAUUUGAUCUGCUUCAAACAAUGGACAGAGGAAAUGGUGAUGGGCAUCAUAAACAGUGCGAUAAACCUUAAAUGCUGCUUCCGAGACACGCAUAAUCAAAGACUGAAUGUGCUAUCAGAUUCAAAAGUGAUGAUAUUACAAGAAAUCAACGAGCCUGUACUAAAUAUGGCUGUGUCCAAGGCUGCCACGCUUUUGGGAGCUUACGAUGUUCAUAUCAUAGACAAUUUGGUGUGGGACCAAGAUUAUCUUGGCAGAGUGUUCUCGUUCAUGUCAGACGCCAUAUUUGUAGCGACCUCUACGCACAUGUGCGUCCAGCGGUUCGCCGACCAGUCAUCGGUGCCUGUGACUUGUAUGAAGUCAAGAACGCAUGCCAGCAUACAAUCACUCUCCACUGUUAUGUCUAUUAUAGAAGAGUUUGGUACAUUGAAAGGUGUAAAUAUAAGUUACUUGGGAGCUCCACAUCCAGUACUGAAUUCUUACUUACUUCUGUGCCCAAUGUUGGGCGCUAACAUUAGAUUUAAAUGUUGCUGCAAGAAAUGUCCUGUCAGUCCCCUUUUAUUCAAAGCGAGUGAAGAAAUAUCAAGCAAGUCCUACACAGAAAUGAAAGAGUGCUUGAACAAAGACGACGUGCUUAAAAAUGCGUGUGUGGUUAUAGCUGGGCCUACUACCAAUAAACAAGACAAAAUUGAUGAAUUUCGAAUAGGCAUAGAGGAUAUAGAAAAACAGUCUUGUUGCCAUUGGAUUUUCUUCCACACAUGUCCCCGUGGGAAAGAAGUAGAUGAUGUUCUUUUUAAUCAUUGGAAUGCUCGGACCUUCAAUGUAUUUGAAAAUAUGCACUUCAUUGCAGCAGCCCUGAUGGCAUAUGGAAUCAAGAAUUACACAUUUUGA